Agrilus planipennis (emerald ash borer) is the source of this 985-nucleotide messenger RNA. Its product is annotated as brachyurin-like. The transcript is spliced from 6 exons. Gene Ontology annotation, biological process: proteolysis. Gene Ontology annotation, molecular function: serine-type endopeptidase activity. NCBI's taxonomy places the organism in Eukaryota, Metazoa, Arthropoda, Insecta, Coleoptera, Buprestidae. Bases 67 to 918 code for a protein of 283 amino acids. The record is from RefSeq and is a predicted model, not a curated record.
AGAGAUAACUUAAUAAAAACGAAUUUCUAUACCAAAAUUUAUGCAGUACCUGUGUCAUAAGCAGAAAUGAAGGAAAUUGUCCUAAUUUUCGUUACAUUUUCCUUAGUUACGGCUCACGUAACUAGGGAUUGGUCUAAAAGUAUACCUGCUCGUAAAAUACAUCCCACAGGGCACCGUCAACUUGCAUUCUCUGAAAGUACAAGGAUUGUGGGAGGGAAUGAAGCUCCACGAAACUCAUUACGAUACCAAGUCGGUGUGAGACUUCUUUACAAUGGAGCAACGAGUUUCUGUGGAGCUUCUCUUAUAUCCAGAAGAUACGUGUUGACUGCUGCACAUUGUUUGGCGGAUGAUGACCUUGUUUCAUUGGAAGUGUUACUGGGGGCGCAUAACAUUAGCGCAACUGAAUCUACUCAACAACGCAUUCCAACCACCACGUUCAAGAUACAUGAAAAGUAUAAUCGGCAAGAAAUAGCGAAUGAUUUAGCCACCGUCUAUCUUCCAACACCAGCCAAUCUCAAUAGUAACGUUCAACUGAUAGCACUUCCCAGUAGAGCUGACGUUUCGAACAGUUUCGUAGGAUCUCAAGCAGUAGCAAGUGGUUGGGGAUACAAUUCUCAAUCUGUUACCGUUAUCAGUGACGUAUUGCGAUAUGUAAAUGUUCCGAUUAUUGCAAACAAUGUGUGUAGAGAUUCGCUCGGUUCGUACGUUACAAACUCAAUCAUUUGUACUGGAGGAGCGGGCCGCAAAGGAGUUUGCCCUGGAGAUUCAGGCGGACCCCUUGUCGCCAGUGGAAAAUUGGUUGGUGUAACUUCGUUUGCAAGUGGUAGUGGCUGUGAAGCUGGGAACCCAAGCGCCUAUUCAAGGGUAACAGCAUAUUUAGACUGGAUCGCAGCAAACAGUGAUGUUGUUAUUUCUUAAUCGCUCCUUAAAGAAUUCAUUUGUGCACUGAAGUAAAUAUUGCUAAUAAACUAUUGUUGUUAUUAAA